Daldinia vernicosa is the source of this 1541-nucleotide messenger RNA. Its product is annotated as arsenical-resistance protein ACR3. Gene Ontology annotation, cellular component: plasma membrane. The record is from RefSeq and is a predicted model, not a curated record. Gene Ontology annotation, biological process: arsenite transport; antimonite transmembrane transport. The coding region runs from base 122 to 1303 and encodes 393 amino acids. NCBI's taxonomy places the organism in Eukaryota, Fungi, Ascomycota, Sordariomycetes, Xylariales, Hypoxylaceae. The transcript has 6 exons. Gene Ontology annotation, molecular function: arsenite transmembrane transporter activity; antiporter activity; antimonite transmembrane transporter activity.
GCCUCUUCUAAUUGGCUAAAAAUCUUCUACAACGCUUGGAAAGCGUAUAAGUAUAGACACGAGGAGUUACAAGUCGUAUAACUAUAAGAACUUUACAUGAUUAAAAUUCCUAUCGACGACCAUGGAGAGUCUUACGAAGAGCGAUCCUCACCUCCUUAACACAGAACCAGUACAUGUUCAUAUCCAACCUCCGUCAGAUAAUGACAUAGAGAAAGGUCAUCACGUCAAAGACCAACGCGACGAUGAAAAAAUUACGCCAAAGCACUCCGUGUUCAAAUCGCUCGGUUGGCUGGACCGCUUCCUUGCUAUAUGGAUAUUCCUCGCCAUGGCCAUCGGGAUCGUGCUAGGCAACUUUGUGCCGGAGAUAGGUGACGCCCUACAGAAAGGUCAAUUCGUCGGUGUCUCGGUUCCAAUAGCUGUCGGGUUGCUCGUGAUGAUGUACCCCAUACUAUGCAAGGUGCGGUACGAGACCUUACAUGAGAUAUUCUCGCACCGCGGCGUCUGGAAGCAGAUCGGGUUUAGCAUCUUCAUGAAUUGGGUCGUCGCUCCGUUCUUAAUGCUAGCACUUUCAUGGGCAUGCUUACCAGAUAAACCCGAGCUUCGUACAGGUCUAAUCCUAGUUGGCCUAGGUAGAUGCAUCGCAAUGGUACUAAUAUGGACGGGUUUGGCUGGUGGGGAUAGCGAGUACUGUGCCAUCCUCGUGGCAAUUAACUCCAUUCUCCAGAUGGUAUUAUUCGCCCCCUUAGCUGUUUUCUUCAUUCGUAUAAUCAGUCGCGAAUCCGGUCCUCUCGACAUCUCGUAUGAGGUCGUUGCAACAAGCGUAGGGACUUUUCUCGGUAUCCCACUAGGCGCGGCGAUGCUGUCACGCUUUGGGCUACGCGCCUUGGCCGGUUCGCAGUGGUACGACCGCGUCUUUCUAAAAUUUGUCGCACCGUGGUCUCUAGUCGGCUUGCUCUACACCAUCUUGGUCCUAUUCGCUUAUCAGGGUCAACAAGUCGUCCACCAGAUCGUGUCAGUCUUGCGAGUUGCCGUUCCACUCAUCGUAUAUUUCAUCGUCAUCUUCUUCCUGACGCUCUGGAUCACGUAUCGGUGCGGAUUUGGAUAUGCCCUCGGCGCCACGCAGAGUUUUACUGCCGCUAGCAAUAACUUCGAACUUGCUAUCGCUGUAGCCGUCGCAACCUAUGGUCCUAACAGUGACCAAGCUUUAGCAUCUACCGUAGGGCCGCUUAUUGAGGUACCGGUACUGCUUGGACUAGUAUACGUCGUCAAGGCAAUAGGGGGUAGAUGGGCUUGGAAGGAUUGAUCCGUAUGGUAUUGAAUUCGAACCAAGGUAUGUUGCGGCCGUAACUAAGUAAUAUCGAAAAGAUUUACCCGAAACAAUAUUCAUUACCGAUGACUGCCUUUGUCCAAUAGCAUACCACGUGUAAUAGGAAAAAAUAGAUUCAUACUACUACACGGCUACUAUACCCCGCUCCCAUAUUUUAUACUGAUAUUAUCAAAAUAUCAGCGAUUCGCACCAUCUGAUUGCGGUAGAGCAUUGA